AUGGCCGUGCGCAACGAUGACGGGUCGUUCAAGAUGCGAGAAUCAAAGUUUCGCAACUACAUCGCUGUCGGCGGCCGGUUCCCGCCAGAGAAGGGCCGGUACCAUCUGUACGUGUCGUACGCAUGUCCAUGGGCGCACCGCGCCCUCAUCGUGUGGGCGCUCAAAGGGCUCGAAGACAUUAUCGAUGUAUCGAUUGCCAACCCACAACUGCUAGACGGCUGGCGCUUUGUCCCCUCGGAUCGAAAAGUGCCCAACGACGAACGCGACGUGUGGGACUUUCCCGGCGCGACAGUGGACAAGGUGUAUGGCACGACGCAGCUGUCUGACCUAUAUCACAAGGCGGACCCGACGUAUGACGGGCGGUACACGGUCCCCGUGCUGUGGGACACGCGCGAGGCCACAAUCGUCAACAACGAGUCGUCCGAGGUCGUCCGCUCCCUCGCCUCGGGGUUUGACUCGAUCCUCCCGGCCUCCCUCCCAGCAUCGGCGAUCGACCUGUAUCCGGAACACCUGCGUGCCGAGAUUGACGCGACAAACGCGUGGGUGCACCGCGACAUCAACGUGGGCGUGUACAAGGUCGGGUUUGCGACGACGCAGCAGGCGUACGACGUGGCGAUCCGGGACCAUGUGGCGGGCAUGGCGCGCGUGGAGGCGCUGUUGAGCGAUGGGCGGGAAUGGCUCGUAGGCGGGGCCAUGACCGAGGCGGAUGUGCGGCUGUUUACGAGUAUCAUCCGGUACGACCCCGUCUACGUCGUGGCCUUCAAGACAAACUACGGCUUGGUACGGCACGACUACCCGUACCUCCAUCACUGGCUGAAGAAGAUGUACUGGACCGUGCCAGCCUGCAAGGAUACGACACACUGGGACCAUCUCAAAGCAGGGUAUCACUGGGUAUCAGGCAAGAUCCCCAUAGGGCCAAACAACAACAUUGAGGCGUUGACAGAUGACGAAGGAUAG
Apiotrichum porosum is the source of this 957-nucleotide messenger RNA. Its product is annotated as S-glutathionyl-(chloro)hydroquinone reductase. Bases 1 to 957 code for a protein of 318 amino acids. The transcript has 6 exons. Lineage: Eukaryota; Fungi; Basidiomycota; Tremellomycetes; Trichosporonales; Trichosporonaceae. Gene Ontology annotation, molecular function: glutathione transferase activity. Gene Ontology annotation, cellular component: cytoplasm. The record is from RefSeq and is a predicted model, not a curated record.